GUCGUCACAGGUCGUAACCAUUUUCAUUUAUUGUUCCCUGACUUUCGGUCUCUUUCUUUCUCUCUCUCUCUCACAAUGGAAGCUCUCAUCUCUUUACUUCAUCUAACGCUCCUGCUUAUCUUUCCUGUUCAAAGAUCAGCACAUUCCUAUGUUUUAAAAUCAACGUCCAUUAUUGGCGACCCUGGAAUGAAGAGAGACGAACUCAGAGUGGCAUUGGAAGCCUGGAACUUCUGCAAUGAAGUUGGCACAGAAGCUCCAGGAAUGGGCAGCCCAAGGCUUGCAGAUUGCUUUGAUAUCUCUGGAAAUUCCUUGAAACACAGAGUGGAUGAGAAAGACAACAAGCUUGGUGUAGGGAAGCCAUUCCCAGGUCUGAGGGCUUCAGCUCUACUGAACCCAGACCUUUAUGCAGUCGAGAAGGAACUGUAUCUUGGUUCUCUCUGUCAGGUCUCUGAGAACCCAAAUCCCUGGCAGUUUUGGAUGGUCAUGCUUAAAAAUGGCAACUUUGAUACUGAAUCUGGACUUUGCCCACAGAAUGGAAAGAAGGUUGGGCCAUUUCUUCAAUAUGGGAGGAGAUUUCCUUGCUUUGGGAAGGGAUGUAUGAACCAGCCAGUAGUUUUUCAUCAGCAGACCAGUCUUUCAGAGAGAGGAGAAAUGGUUGGAAGAUUCUAUGGAAGUUAUGAUUUUGAUGCAAAAUUUGGAGAUGGAAUUUAUGAUUUUUCAUAUUUUGAGGUGAUUUGGAGGAAGCGGAGAGGAAUGGGAAGCUGGGUUUUUAGUCAUAAGAUUAAAACUUCAAAGAAGUAUCCGUGGCUUAUGUUGUAUUUGAGGGCGGAUGCAACCAGAGGAUUUUCUGGUGGAUAUCAUUAUCAAACAAGAGGCAUGAUGAAAACUCUCCCAGAAUCACCCAACUUCAGAGUAAGGCUCACUCUCAACAUAAAAAAAGGUGGAGGCCCCAAGAGCCAGUUCUACCUCAUGGACAUUGGCAGCUGCUGGAAGAACAAUGGUUCCAAAUGCGACGGGGAUUUAACCUCCGAUGUUACACGAUACUCCGAAAUGAUCAUCAAUCCUGAAACACCUGCUUGGUGCAGCCCCAGCAACCUCAAUGCCUGCCCACCAUUCCACAUUACUCAUGACAACAACAAAAUUUUUAGAAACAACACUGCUAACUUCCCCUAUACUGCAUACCAUUACUAUUGCUCACCUGGCAAUGCUCAAUUACUUGAAGAGCCUUAUAGCACCUGUGAUCCAUAUAGCAAUCCACAUGCACAGGAGAUUGUUCAGAUACUUCCUCACCCAGCAUGGGCACCCUAUGGCUAUCCAUCCAAAGCCGGCGAAGGCUGGGUCGGCGACCCAAGAACUUGGGAUCUUGAUGUCGGCGGCCUAUCCAGUAGACUCUAUUUCUAUCAGGAUCCAGGAACCAGUCCUGCUAAGAGAAUUUGGAGAUCAAUUGAUGUUGGAACCGAAAUAUUUGUUGGUGAUGGUGAGGAGAUUGCUGAAUGGACUGUUAGUGAUUUUGAUGUAACUGUUUCAAGCUAAGGGGAAUAAUCUUUUUCCUUCUUUUUCAUCCGUAAGGCUUGUUUGGUUGGCACUGCUUCAACGCCAAAUGGCCACAUUAUGAAAAUUUUUAUUUGUAUAAAACUUAUUGAAAUUAUUUAUUGACAUAUAAAUAUUAUUGCAUGUAUCUAAUAUUCAUAGUAACAACCUAUUA
Molecule: messenger RNA, 1705 nt
Organism: Dendrobium catenatum
Lineage: Eukaryota; Viridiplantae; Streptophyta; Magnoliopsida; Asparagales; Orchidaceae
Exons: 4
Coding region: 76-1533 (485 amino acids)
Source: RefSeq, a predicted model, not a curated record